AUGCAACGAGUAAUUAAAGUAGUAACAGAAGAUGAAUACACAUCAUCAUCAUCGGCAGAAGAUUUUGUCUCAAAACAUCGAUUCAAUAACGGUGAUAAUUCAGUACACAUUUCCAUAGAAUCAACAGCAAAAAUAAAAAAUGAUGGUCAAGUCAAUGUGUACAAACUUUCUAUUUUAGGACUUAAUUUUUCCAACCAAUCUGCUUAUUUUCAGUUUUUUAUAUGUUCUGCAUGUGUCUUCGUGUUUUACCUUAUUUAUGGCUAUUGCCAGGAACUCAUUUUUACAGUUGAAGGUUUUAAACCAUAUGGCUGGUUCUUGACAAUGACACAAUUUUUGCUUUAUUCUUUCUUUGGAUUGAUAGAAAUGUUUUUAAAACAUGAUCGAACCAGAAAAAUGCCACUUAAAAAUUACCUCUUGUUGGCAUUCCUGACUGUUGGUACAAUGGGAUUUUCAAAUUCGUCCCUUGGUUACCUCAACUAUCCGACUCAAGUCAUCUUCAAGUGCUGCAAGCUCAUUCCUGUUCUUGUAGGUGGCAUAAUUAUUCAAGGAAAAUCAUUUAACAAAUUUGAUUGGCUGGCUUGUUUUUGCAUGUCCCUCGGUUUAAUCUUUUUCACAUUGGCAGAUAGCAUGGUGGCCCCUUCUUUCAACAUUUAUGGUGUUUUCUUGAUAAGCGUGGCACUUAUGUUUGAUGCAGCCAUUGGCAAUCUGCAAGAGAAGUUCAUGAAAUCUUCACUGGCAAGUAACGCUGAAGUGGUUUUUUACUCUUAUGCUGUUGGCUUUUUGUACAUUCUUUUGGGACAAAUUGUCUCGAAACAGUUGCCAGAGGCGUUCGAUUUUUGUCAACAGAAUCCAAAAAUAUACAUUUACACAUUCCUGUUUUCUUUUUCUGGUUACCUGGGUGUGAAUGUUGUCUUGUCACUUGUUCAGUUAUACGGAGCUCUCAUAGCAGUCACUGUGACAACAUUUAGAAAGGCGUUGACUAUCAUUCUUUCGUUCCUCCUGUUUAGCAAGCCUUUCACGAUGCAAUACGUCUGGUCUGGCAUGAUAGUAUUGAUAGGGAUAUAUUUGAAUGUGUAUAGCAAGAACCAAAAAUCCUGGGAUAACAAACUCAACAAAAUUUACAAAAAUCUGCUUCCUUCAAAGCAACCAAGGUUGAUGUCACUUGAUAAUCUCAAGAGCAAUAUUGUUUAG
This is a messenger RNA of Helobdella robusta, 1191 nucleotides long. RefSeq lists its product as hypothetical. Bases 1 to 1191 code for a protein of 396 amino acids. Gene Ontology annotation, cellular component: endoplasmic reticulum membrane; Golgi membrane. The transcript has 9 exons. Gene Ontology annotation, molecular function: 3'-phosphoadenosine 5'-phosphosulfate transmembrane transporter activity. The record is from RefSeq and is a predicted model, not a curated record. NCBI's taxonomy places the organism in Eukaryota, Metazoa, Annelida, Clitellata, Rhynchobdellida, Glossiphoniidae. Gene Ontology annotation, biological process: transmembrane transport.